AUGAAUCAAGAUCGAAACAUGUACAAUAAUCCUUAUUCACCAUACGAAGGUAAUCCAACAUACUUGACUCAAGAACCAGCUGGAUAUACGGCAUAUUCCCCUUCAUCUGGUAGUACAUAUGAUCAAUAUGAGAUGCCGAUUCAAAGUCCUCCUGUAGCACCACGUCCAAACUUAGCCAAUGAUAAUGAACAAAGAGCAGGCCAGUGGGGAGAUUUUACUAGUCUUGACAAUAAAGAAAUUCGUCGUGUGUUUAUACGGAAGGUUUAUAUAAUUUUAAUGAUUCAAUUGUCGAUCACAUUCGGUCUUAUUGCAUUGUUUCAUUUUACACCACCCAUUCGUGAUUAUGUCAGAAGUUCGAAUGGUCGAUGGCUUUAUUUCACAUCGUAUGCUGUUUUUUUGGUAACUUACUUUGCAUUGAUUUGUUCGAAACGUGCAGCACGAAGAUUUCCACUUAAUCUUAUUUUACUCGGCAUUUUGACUUUAUCAAUGGGUUAUAUGAUGGGCAUGAUUUCUGCUUAUUAUAAAAUCGAAUCUAUUUUAAUUGCUAUAGGCAUAACGGCAUUUGUUUGUUUGGGUGUUACAUUAUUUUCAUUCCAAACAAAAUAUGAUUUUACGUCAUGUUUUGGUGUUCUUUUUGUUAUUUCGUUGGCACUUCUUGGUUUUGGAAUUGUUUGUGCUUUUACCUAUUCAAGAAUAUUAUAUACAGUCUAUGCUGGUCUUGGAGCUGUGUUCUUAGCUGUUGAUACACAAUUAAUUAUGGGCGGAAAACGACAUGAAAUAGGUGCUGAAGAUCAUAUAUUUGCAUCACUUAUGUUAUAUAUUGAUGUUGUUUACAUAUUUUUAUACAUUCUUAUGUUAAUCGGCAAACAAGAGUAA
Rotaria sp. Silwood1 is the source of this 876-nucleotide messenger RNA. NCBI's taxonomy places the organism in Eukaryota, Metazoa, Rotifera, Eurotatoria, Philodinida, Philodinidae. The record is from the annotation of a GenBank genome assembly.